Molecule: messenger RNA, 1797 nt
Organism: Juglans microcarpa x Juglans regia
Lineage: Eukaryota; Viridiplantae; Streptophyta; Magnoliopsida; Fagales; Juglandaceae
Exons: 2
Coding region: 652-1236 (194 amino acids)
Source: RefSeq, a predicted model, not a curated record
GUUAUUAUCUCAAUAGGCUUUGAUUUAUAUAUUCACACACGUACUCACUAUUCAUAUCAGAAAUAUUUUAAAAGAAAAGGGUAAAAGAACAGAGAAUAUAUAGGUAUCAAACCAUGUCAAGAAGUCUUCUCUCCAUUCGACUAUUUCUAUAUGUGGUAAAAGAAAAGCUCUGAUUAGACUCGGCUCCUGUGUCUGCUCAAUGCCACAACACCCUCCUUUUCCUUCUUCCUUCUGCUUGCUCUUGGCUCCUCUAUUCUGUGUGCUUUUGGAUUUUUGUAAUAAAGCCACCUCACAGAGGCAUUUCCAGGUAAGAAGUUAGAAAUAUGGGGGAACUGAGAUUAUUAUCAACAUAAGUCAUUUUCUUUUGCUUUUCUUUCCAUUUGAGAUUUUAUGAUAGGCAUCAGUACAUCUGCUUUUGUUGUCUUUUUGCUCUCUGUUACUGCAGGGUACCAUUCUGAGUCUGAGACCCUUGAUAUCUGUGAUCUUCUUUGGAGGUAUUCAAGCCGGGGAAAAGGGUUUCCACAGCUUCUCUUGCUGUGUCUUAGUUGGUUUUUUGGGUUGCGCACAGUAACAAUUUGAGAAAUCUGUGAAAAGCCCUGAUUCUUUUGGAGGGUAUUGAAACGAAGGCAAGGGAUCUUAGAGCAACUGGCAAUGACAGACUGGAAUGGUAUCAUGGGUAAGACCAGUGGUUUUGGUGGGAGCACAACUAGAGACGAGGAUUUUGAAGAGGAAGAUGUGUGGGGUUUUAUUAAGGAGAGGGAAGAUUCUAGUUGCAAGAUGAUGAGGAAAUCCAAAGACUACUCCUCUGGUUCUUCUUCUGCAUGGCGCCUCCCUUCUGUCCCAAGGAUGAUCCCAAGGGUUAACACUCCAACAACCCAUGAAGCCAAAGUGGUUCAACAAUCCUCAGCUCCCAUAGACAUUCCUGAUUGGUCCAAGAUUUAUGGGAAAGGUGCCAAAAUGGGUUCUAGGGAUGCUUCAUGGGUGGAUGAUGGGGAUGGUACUGGCAAUGGUGUUGCUAAUGAUGAUCAUGUUGACUAUCAUGGUGUUGGUGAUUACGAGGCUGAUGAUAAUGAUGAUGGUGAUAUGGUCCCUCCACAUGAAUGGAUUGCUAGGAAGCUUGCAAAGAGCCAGAUUUCAUCUUUCUCUGUGUGUGAAGGUGUUGGAAGGACACUCAAAGGAAGAGAUCUUAGCAAAGUGAGGAAUGCCAUCUUGACAAAAACUGGUUUCCUGGAGUAGCUUGCUCACCACUACUACUACCACACGAUCCAUCAUCAUCAUCAUCAUCAUCAUCAUAUUGUGCCAUUACUUCCAUCAAAUUAUCAUCAUUCUGAGCCAAGGUUCCCACAUAAUCUUUGUUUUUCUGUUUCUAAGUUUAAUUCUUGCUAGUAAUAGAGUGUGUGAUGUACUGGGGCGAGUGGAAAAUCCCUUGAAAAAAGUCAGAUCGAGCUGCCCCUUUUAGAAUGUUUUUCAGGAGGGGGGGAAAAAGCAUUGGCGGCCUCUGAGAUUUUGUCUGCAGGUAGUCGAGUAGAAUUUGUGCUUUGGCAAACGAAUGCAUGAUCUGCAUCAGGAAAAUGAAAAGUGAACGAAUUAGGUACUCUUCAUACGUUCCUAUCUUCUUUUGCUGCUUCUGCAACAUCUCUAGCCAAUUUUCAAUAUUUAUUAAGGGUUUUAUAACAACACUGUCAUGCAUGCUUAUUUGGUCUUCUUGAAUUAGACAUCCCCUUUUGUUUUACUGGUUGAAAGUUUCAACAUUACAUCAUGGAAUGCAUCCAGACCUCACCCUCGGCGCUACAUUUC